AUGCCUACAAAAUCAAGAAGUGUGGAUCCUUCAGUGGAUGCGAGCAUGGAGGAUGCCCCUCCAUCUCACCAGCCGGCUGUAGACGAGGCUGAGGAGGCUGAACAGGCCGAUGAGGCCGCGGAAGGAGAAUAUGCAGAUGACUAUGCAGAGGAGGAGGAGGAGGUCCAGCGGGUCAAACUUCUACCUGGUUCAACCCCGACGGCAGCCUCGUUCGAGUUCCUUGAUGAAGGUCACACUUUGGGCAAUGCGCUGCGCUAUAUCAUCAUGAAAAACCCGGAUGUGGAAUUCUGUGCCUACGCGAUCCCCCAUCCCUCAGAGCCAAAGAUGAACAUUAGGAUCCAGACCUACGAAGGCACAACUGCUAUCGAGGCUCUCGAGAAGGGCCUGAAAGAUGUGCAGGAGCUAUGUGACGUGGUGGCAACGAAGUUCUGGGCAGCGCGAGAAGAUUUCACAAAUACGAUGUCAUGA
Molecule: messenger RNA, 468 nt
Organism: Phialemonium atrogriseum
Lineage: Eukaryota; Fungi; Ascomycota; Sordariomycetes; Cephalothecales; Cephalothecaceae
Product: DNA-directed RNA polymerase
Exons: 4
Coding region: 1-468 (155 amino acids)
Biological process (GO): DNA-templated transcription
Cellular component (GO): RNA polymerase III complex; RNA polymerase I complex
Molecular function (GO): DNA binding; protein dimerization activity
Source: RefSeq, a predicted model, not a curated record